AAAAAAAAAGGUGAAAUAGAAAAACAGUUCUACUACAGCUUCAUCUCCUCUCUUUCCUGUACACGACUACGCAUAGCCCCCGCCAGCAAAUCCAGAGCUGUACAAAAACCUGCGGCAGGCCCCAACAGCUCAACCUCAACUCAGCUCUCACCUGAUCUCUCCUCGGGACUCUCUCUCCUUUUUCUCUCUCUCUCUUCUGUACUUUUUGAAUUUCUUUUUUCUCACUUAUUAAACUGUUGCCUCGAACUUCUCCCGCAACCCUCUCCUUCUCCUUCUUCUUAACUGUCAAGUUUCCAUACAGUAAAUUUUAUUCACUUCUUCCGCUACUUGUCCAAGUCUCCCUCAACCUCAUUAAUGGAACCUUCCAAUAAUUGAUUUAAUUAAUUACUAUUUAUAUAUAUAUAUAUACUACUAUGUUUACAUGAGAUUUGGAUCUACCGGAACUCGCUGUUUUGGUAGAAUACUUUUUGCUGCGAAAACAAGAAAGAAAUUUGUGAAAUUAGCAGAGUAGUCUAAUGGAAGGCGGUGGUGACGGAACUGUUAAACUAGGAAAUCUCACCACCAUGAAGCCGGCGGAGCUCGAUCGAGCUUUCAACUUAGAGCCGGACGUGUUUGUUUCCUCGCCUGUCACUCGGCAGAAAGCUGCCGCCGCCAAACAAUUUAUCGAGAAUCAUUAUAAAAACUAUCUGCAAGGCCUCCAGGAUCGCAAGGACAGGAGGAGAGCGCUGCAGAGGAAGGCGGAGGAGGCUAAUGUAUCGAGCGAGGAGCAAGAGGAGAUGCUGAGGAACUUGGAAAGGAGAGAAACGGAAUAUAUGAGAUCGCAGAGGCACAAGGUUGGGAUUGAUGACUUUGAGCAGUUGACUAUAAUCGGUAGAGGUGCUUUUGGUGAGGUUAGAUUGUGUCGUGCUAAAAAUACAGGAGAAAUAUAUGCCAUGAAGAAAUUAAGGAAGUCCGAUAUGCUCAGUCGGGGACAGGUUGAGCAUGUUCGCUCUGAGAGGAAUUUGCUUGUAGAGGUUGACAGUCGGUGCAUAGUAAAACUUUUUUAUUCUUUCCAAGAUUCAGAUUUUUUGUACCUUAUCAUGGAGUAUUUACCUGGUGGGGACAUCAUGACCUUACUGAUGAGAGAGGAUAUUCUUUCCGAAGAUGUUGCCAGAUUCUACAUUGCUGAAAGUAUUCUUGCUAUACAUUCAAUUCAUCAACACAAUUAUGUACAUAGGGAUAUAAAACCAGAUAACCUAAUAUUGGACAAAAAUGGUCAUCUGAAGCUUUCCGACUUUGGCUUGUGUAAGCCCCUGCAUAACAAAUAUUCUUCAAUCCUUUUGGAAGAUGAGGACUUGUCAAUUCAGGAGUCUCCAAGUGAGCAUGAUGGCGACUCAGAAACUAGUAGACCUCCUUGGUUAAUGCCAAAAGAACAGUUACAACAAUGGAAGCGUAACCGCCGAGCCUUGGCAUAUUCUACUGUUGGGACACUGGAUUAUAUGGCACCUGAGGUUUUGUUGAAAAAAGGAUAUGGAGUAGAGUGCGACUGGUGGUCACUGGGGGCUAUCAUGUACGAGAUGCUAGUGGGCUAUCCUCCCUUCUGUUCCGAUGAUCCAAGAAUUGCAUGCCGUAAGAUAAUAAAUUGGAGGACUUGCUUGAAGUUCCCUGAAGAACCAAAAAUAUCAGAUGAGGCAAAGGAUCUCAUCUGUCAUUUAUUAUGCGAUGUAGAUACAAGGUUAGGGACCCGAGGAGUGGAAGAAAUAAAGGCACAUCCAUGGUUUAGAGGCGUCCAAUGGGACCAGCUUUAUGAGAUGGAAGCUGUGUACAAGCCAAGAGUAAAUGGAGAAUUAGACACACAGAACUUUGAGAAGUUUGCUGAAGUGGGAGAUGCACCAUCAACAGGACCAAUAGUAGGACCUUGGCGGAAGAUGUUGACAUCAAAAGAUGCCAAUUUCAUUGGAUUUACUUUCAAGAAGUCUGACGCCCUAAAAUCUCUUGGCACUUCAGGUGUAGUAACAAGGUCAAGUGCAUCUUCAAAGCCUCCAUCCUUAGUCUCAUUAUUUGGUACUUUACACGACUCAUGCAGGGAAGGUAGACCUCCAAGAGACAAUAGCAGAAGAUGAACCAAAACAAGAAUGAUAAAAAGUUUUUUCUCCUUGUGCCCUCUACAAGCAUCUUGUUUUAGGAGUUAUUCUUGUAGCUCGACAGCUAAUUGCUUUACGAAGAAGAGAAUAAAUACUCAGCUAAAGAGCUGAUACGAUUUUUAGAUGUGCCUUUUUGUUCUUCCCCUCCCUGAUGUGUAAAUACGAAUGCUAAUGUACAGCCUUAAAAGUAUUAUAUCAAGUUUAAUUCCGUCAA
This is a messenger RNA of Coffea eugenioides, 2337 nucleotides long. RefSeq names its product serine/threonine-protein kinase tricorner. Gene Ontology annotation, biological process: peptidyl-serine phosphorylation; intracellular signal transduction. The record is from RefSeq and is a predicted model, not a curated record. The transcript has 12 exons. Lineage: Eukaryota; Viridiplantae; Streptophyta; Magnoliopsida; Gentianales; Rubiaceae. Gene Ontology annotation, molecular function: ATP binding; protein serine/threonine kinase activity. Bases 516 to 2102 code for a protein of 528 amino acids.